This is a messenger RNA of Gambusia affinis (western mosquitofish), 4669 nucleotides long. RefSeq names its product hemicentin-1-like. The transcript has 13 exons. The record is from RefSeq and is a predicted model, not a curated record. Lineage: Eukaryota; Metazoa; Chordata; Actinopteri; Cyprinodontiformes; Poeciliidae. The coding region runs from base 1059 to 3497 and encodes 812 amino acids.
UCUUCUUCAAAGAUUCUCAAAUGGAUUCAUGUCAGAUGUUUGACUGGGCCAUUCUCACAGUUUCACUUUCUUCUCUGAAGCCAGAGUUUGCAUAACUGUUGAGACGCUUACUCAAGACACACACACAAAGUACUGACACACGACAGUCUUCACAACAGCCCUUUGUUCUGAAUGGAACUUUAGUUAAGUUAGAGCAUUGGAAAACCCCACGGAGGACCUUAAUAAGUGACGUUACCCAUCAGCAGACCAAGAGGCGUGUCUUUGAUAUAAGGAAUGGAUCGUCCGUUUUAUCAGAUGCUGUUUAAUCCCGGUGUUCUCACGUCACAACAAAUUAGCCUGUGAGGGUAAGCGUCUCUUUUCUUUUAGCGCUAAAAGAAUAAAAUAAGUAAAGUCUGAUUAUUUUGUGUCUGUAAGGACACUCGGUGGGGACCCGGAAAUUCAAUCACACACAGGAGUUUAGAAAGAAAAAACAAGUUUAAUAAAAUAUUCAGAUACUGGUCGCUGCUCAGGGAAUGGUUAUCAAACAGCACUGAGAAGAGAGGGGAGAAUACUGGUGAUGAACUGAUAAAGGAGGGGUAACUUAGAAAUGUUCAGCUUAACUGACUUGUAAUGCAGUGAAUGGGUGGAGCUAGAAAAAAAAAGUAGAAUCGGCUGCUGAGGAGCCAAUGAUACUCUCCACAAGGAGAUCCAGAAGGCAACACCCUGGGACUACGACAAAGAUCAGGCAAACGUCAUACACGGGUAGGCAGAGAGAGCAAACUUAGCUUGAGGGGCAGGGGAUACUCGGUGGUCGUGAGGCAAAGCUUGGGUCAGGGUCCAGAAAUCCAGAAUAGAUCCGACAAGGCCUUGGCAAGGGGGGUCAAUCCGUGGACAGAAAGGGGUCAAGAAUCUCAGAAGGCUUGGAAAGAAACGCUGGAUUUCUACUGGCUCGUGGCUGUCGAUAAUCUGGCAAGGAGGCAGAGACCGAGAGGUGUUUGAGUAGGGCGGGGACCAGGUGGAACAGGUUUCCAGGAAGUCGCAUCAAAUAAACGUGGCCAACACGCGGAUGGGACUGAAAGAUGAGAAAAGCAGCCAUGAAUUUAUCUACAGCAGCAAGUCUUUUUCUCAUCGUUCUCUUCUGUGAAGAGGUACAGAGUAAGUGGAACGUGAACUGCAACCCCAAGAAGAUCUGUGCCUUAAAAGGAUCGACAGUGACAAUGAGCUGCAAGUAUAGUCACCCAUACUGGGAAGAUCGCAUAUACAUCAAGGUUGAGAAAACAUUUUGGUUUACUAAGACAGAGAGGGACCCUUUAGAUUUUAAGACACAAGAGGAAUAUGUAGAUCGUGUGGAAAACAGUUGCAUUUCGAAAAAUUGCACUUUGACAAUUAGAGACGUGAAAGAGAGCGACUCGGCUACGUACAAGUUUAGAUUCAUCACAAAUAAAUAUGGUGGAAGUUACACUGGUGAACCAGGAGUUCAGUUAUCUGUCACAGAUUCAAAUCCAAAUCUCACUGUCAAGAAGAAGAGUAACAAUUAUUUCGAGUGCUCCAGUUCAUGUGUUUUACCUGAUGAUUCUUCAUAUGUGUGGUACAAAAAUGGACAAAAUUUCCACACAGGGAACUAUUUCUAUAAGGGGUGGGUGAGCAACACGGACAGUAUAUCCUGUGCUCUGAAACGACAUGAAGAUUUCCCGUCUCCUUCAUUCUGUAUCGGAGGUUACAGUUGUAAUGCAGUGACUUACAGUGAUGUCAGAAUCUGUGCAUUGAAAGGUUCUUCAGUGAGUUUUUAUUUCAAUUACAAUUCAUAUUCUGAUUCAUAUCCUACCACAUCAUUCUGGUUCAGUCCUGGACGCAGCACAGUAUGGAUUGAUUCCUCACAAUCUGAAGAUCUUACACCAGACUCUAGAUAUGUGGAUCGAGUGAGAGUCACUAACACAAGACAAAUGUCCACCCUGACAAUUAAUAACUUAAAGGAAGAUGACUCAGCAGAGUAUCGAUUCAUAUUCAAAACAUACUCGUUUAGCUGGGGCAGCGAUUUACACGGAACAACUCUGACCGUCACAGAUGUUAUGGUGGAAGUGACAAGAAUUUUAGCCAACCAGGACCCACAACGUGCAGAGCUGAAAUGUCACAGCAGAUGCACUCCAGCUAAUUAUUAUUACAGAUGGUUCAGGAACGGACAGGAGAUUCCUCAUAACAAAUCUACUUAUACAGUGUUGAUUAAUACGACAGACAGAUUCUCCUGUGCUUUAUCGUCGUUUAAGGAACACAGAGCUCCUGAAGUGUAUGCUCCAGUUUUAACCUCUGUGUCAACCGAUUUCACUGAUGACAUAUUUGAAGGCACCCAGGUGGUUCUAAAGUGUAGUAGUGAUGCUAAUCCACCUGCUAACUACACUUGGUACAAGAAGACUAAAUCAUCAGCUCUUCCACUUCACGGAAAAGGUUCAGAGUUUGACCUGAGUGCCAUCCAGACGUCUGACUCUGGGGAAUAUUUCUGUGUAGCCAACAACCAGUUGGGAGAAAACAGAUCUGAGUACCUUAAUAUUGAUGUGAAAUAUGCUCCAAAACGUGCAGAUGUUUCCCUGAGUCACGCAGAGAUAGUGGAGGGUGAUUCAGUAAGUCUGACCUGCAGCAGUGAUGGAAACCCAGCACCUUCUUACAGUUGGUACAAAGACAACCAAGUGAUGCUUCAAGGACAAGGAGACAUGUAUCAGUUCACUUCUGUCAAGUCUGAGGACAGCGGGACGUACUGCUGCGAGGUCGGGAACAUAUAUGGACGUAUCAACUCUUCAGCUAUUUUUAUAAAUGUGGAGUAUUCUCCAAGGCUUCCCUCUGUGUCUAUGAAUCCUCCUGGUUACGUAGCAGCAGGUAGUUCAGUGACUCUAACCUGCAGCAGUGUCGCUAACCCUGCAGCUACGUAUACCUGGUACAAAGAGCAUUCAACUUCCCCAGCAGCAGAUGGACAGACGUUUACCAUUGUGGACAUCAGAGGUGAACAUGGCGGAAAUUAUUACUGUCAAGCCAGAAAUAGCAGGGGACACCAUAACUCCACCAUACAUCUGAUUGUGGUUUCAAGUUCAGCUUCAUCUGCUAUUGCUGGGUCAAUCACGUUUCUACUCCUGAUUGGUUUGUUUUUGUCUGCCUUCAUCAUUUUAAGUUAUAGAAAAAAGAAGGCUGUACGGCAAAUUCACCAGACCAGAGAGGGAGCAGGAGAUAACGAGACGAAGAGAUUGGGUAACUUGGGCCGACAUCAGGGGAGUUCAUCAACUGCAGGACUUGGAAAUUCAGUAGCUCAAGACGACGUUUGCUAUGCUAGCGUAAUUUUCUCUAAAAAUCAAGAGGAACCUCUUUACUCCAACUUUGUGCCAGCCGAACCCAAAACAUCUCAAAACGAGGAAAAGGAGGAAAACGUGGAGUAUUCAGCGAUAAUGAUCAAGAACACACCUUGUAAGAAAAGUUAUGAUGCUUCAGAGGAAUCAUCUGUACUGUACAGCACAGUCUGCAAAGUCAACAAAUGAUAAACAACAGUAACUCUUGUUGAAUACUUUUUAAAAAUAUAAAACUUUAUUCAUUGAUCAGAAAGCAAACAUGAAAGUAGUUCGUUCAAAAACACAUGAGAUGGGAUGGCUGUAUCAACAAUGUGCUAAUGAAUCUUUUAAAAUAUGUGUGAUAUUUCAUAUUUCACUGAUCUGAUACAAAGUAAAUACGGGCUGUGUAUUGCCGAUACCAAUACUGAUACCAAUACUUAUUAUUCAAGUAUGUUAUAUAUCAUAUAUCAUCAAACUUCUGACUUUUAGGUGUCUUUGUGGUUUUUCCUUUGAAUUAUUUUGUUAAAACCUUGGAGUUUAUAGGUGUGCAUUUUAUCUAAAUACUUUAAUAACAUAUUUAAAUGAUAAACAGAAACAAAAUAAAAAUAAAACAAAUUUAUGUGCUUUUAAGUCGAUAAAGGGAACACAAAAAAAUCAGAAUUUAAGGGUUAAUCAAAUAAAAAUCUGUUUUUAGAUGUUCGAAGUGGAAAAACUAUAAAACAAAAAUAACAUUUCAUGAGUGAAUCUGAAACUAAAGUACUGAUCUUAUCAUGUUUGCAUCCAUCCAAAUAAACAGUUGUCAAUUUAAACAGAGCUAAAAUGCACAAUAUCAAUUAUGAUAAAAGUAAAAAACAUAUACAAAGCAUGGCACAGUUACACAUCAAACUCUGUGUAUAAUUACAUUUGUCUAAAAUAAAUGUUAAAGUAUAAUAAUUGUAAAGAAAAAGCAGAGUUUAUCCUUUCCAUUAUGAGAAACAUAAGGAACCUUUCAGUUCCUGUUUUAUUAAAAAACAUGUUAAAAUUGAUUUUAUGCAAAGAUGUGUGGAUUUUGGGGUUGUUUUAUACAUUUGUUGUUCCUGUUACGGAAAAAUUAUUAUUUUUAGUGCAAAUACAGUUAAUCUUACGCCUUGUGAAAAAGCUAUAAUGAACAUUCUUAUUUUGAACAAAUUUGGGUAAAGGAUUUAAAACUAAACUACUCUAUCGGUAAGUAUUCAGAAACAGGAACCAAAUGCAGAUCAAAAGGGGAUCUCGAGGAGGCUCCUGCUGUGUUAUCAGAGGACAGGAGGCCAUAAAAUUAGCAUCUACUGCAGGGCAGAAGCCUGUUUGGGUCACAGAACAUCAAAGGUCUUUCAGAACCAACAUCUGACAUGGUUUAAACUAAA